AUUAAUUUGAUAUCUUCGGGAUUUUGCUGCCCCCAAGUUGUUAACCACCACCGUUUGAAAGGUUUAAACCACACCAAUGAAACCGGGUCGAGUCUGUGUGUCCAACCGAAGUCCCGGCGGAGAGCUGGAGUGCUGAAGAUGACGCUGUCGCUCCUGAAAUUACCGGCUAGCUAAGCUAACUGCUAGCAUGUCCGCCUCGGUUGUAGUCUGUCACUAGCUGACAUUUAGCUAGGUGCAGUUAUUCUGUUUGGCACUCGCACUGCAGAGGACGGUCGUACAAGGCAGCUGGUGUAAAGUCCCAUGCGGAAGGUGAGGAGGUGGGAAUGCAAGACAGUUGUUAGCAGACUCACCAUGGGUCGGGGUCGAGGCAGAGGGAGAGGAAGGGGCAGGGGAUCAUCUGGCCAGCUGAGGCCCCCCUCGCCUUACCGACUGCAGCUUUCUCCAUCCAGGGAGACUUUGACAUACGCUCAGGCCCAGAAAAUAGUGGAAGUGGACCUCGAUGGAAGGCUCCAUCGGAUUAACAUCACAGAUCCUCUGCCAGUUAUUACAGAGGACGAGAUGAUGGCCCAGGACAUUGCCGAGUGCAACAGCAACAAAGAGAACAGCGAGCAAACGCAGAGUAAAACCAGAUCGUGGAGGAAGCCGUCGAGCAGUAAAAGCAAGAAGAGCGGUAAAAACACAUCUCACCAGAACCAGCGGUCUGGCUCCCAGCAGCACACAGGAUCUACUUAUUCCUUCCAGCACCCGUCCCACCAAAGCCCCCUGCCUGAGCCCACCUUCCGUGUGCUGAGUUCAGUCUCGCCUUCAGAGGCGCCUCCUCUCCCAGCAGCCUACUACCGUUACAUAGAAAAAUCUGGGGAGGAACAGGAUAGCGUGGCUGAGUACGACAUGGACGAGGAGGACUUGGCCUGGCUGGAGAUGGUGAACCAAAAGCGGGUGUCAGAUGGUCACGCCUCUGUUCCUCCGGACGCUUUUGAGCUGCUGAUAGACCGCCUGGAGAGGGAGUCCAUCCUGGAGUCCCGCAGCCAGGCUCUCUCCCAGAGUGCUGUGGACGAGGAUGCCUUCUGCUGCGUCUGCCUGGAUGACGAAUGUCUGAACAGUAACGUCAUCCUGUUCUGUGACAUCUGCAACCUGGCCGUCCACCAGGAGUGUUACGGUGUGCCGUACGUACCUGAGGGCCAGUGGCUGUGCCGCUGCUGCCUGCAGUCCCCCUCCCGCCCUGUAGACUGUGUGCUCUGCCCCAACCGAGGAGGUGCCUUCAAACAGACAAGUGAUGGACGCUGGGCCCAUGUUGUCUGUGCCAUAUGGAUCCCAGAGGUGUGCUUUGCCAACACUGUGUUCUUGGAGCCCGUUGAGGGCGUCAAGAACAUCCCUACUGCUCGCUGGAAACUCACCUGCUACCUGUGUAAGCAGAAAGGCAGGGGAGCAUCCAUUCAGUGCCACAAAGCCAACUGUUACAGAGCUUUUCACGUCACCUGCGCCCAGAAGGCCGGUUUGUUUAUGAAGAUAGACCCGGUCCGGGAGACGGGUGUUAAUGGUACCACCUUCUCUGUGAAGAAGACUGCUUUCUGCGAGCAUCACUCUCCUGUUGGGUCUCGGCGGGAUGGGUCUGGAGAUGAGUCGGUGGAAGGGAGGCUGGUGGGUGGCAGGGGGAAUCGGGGUCAGAGAUCAUAUUCUCAAAGCCCACCCUCACCACAGAACAAGAAGGGUACCAAAGGCCAGAAAAAGAAGAAUACAAAGGGGUCUGGUGGGUCGACACGGCGCUCAACUGUUCCUGUGCUGCUCGUGCCUCAGAUCCCCUCUCACAGGCUGAACAAGAUCUGCACAGGAGUUGAUGUCCAGAGGAAGAAUCAGUUCAUGCAGAGGCUUCAUAACUACUGGUUACUGAAACGACAGUCUCGAAAUGGGAUGCCUUUAAUACGGCGACUUCAUUCCCAUCUACAGGCCCACAAGACCGCAGAGCAGAGGGAGCCGGAUGAGAAGCUGAGCGCUGCGAGAGAGGAACUCCGAUACUGGCAGAAGUUGAGGCAAGACCUGGAGAGAGCAAGGCUUCUGGUGGAACUCAUCCGCAAGAGAGAGAGGCUAAAGAGAGAGCAGAUGAAAAUUCAGCAGGCUGCUCUGGAGCUGAAGUUGACCCCCGCUUUAGUGCUUCUGCGAUCCACCUUGGACCAACUGCAAGAGAAAGACACCGCCAAAAUCUUCUCUCAGCCUGUAAAUCUAUCAGAGGUCCCAGACUACCUGGAGUUUAUUUCCCGACCCAUGGACUUCUCCACCAUGCGUAGCAAACUGGACGGACAUGCCUAUUGCUCCAUCGCUGACCUCGAGAAGGACUUUGAGCUCAUGAUUUCCAACUGCCUCAAGUACAACUCAAAGGACACCAUGUUCCACAGGACAGCCUUACAGCUACGGGAGGUGGGUGGAGCUAUUCUCCGUCACGCCCACAGGCAGUCUCAGAGCAUUGGCCUGGACCCCAGCACUGGCAUGCACCUGACUGAGGCUCCGAAUAAACACGGCUUCUACAGCUGUACAUGGGAUGAUGUCGACUCUCUGCUGGACCCAGAGAACAGACUGCAUUUAACCACAGAUGAGCAGCUGAAGGCUUUACUGGAUAAACUGGACAUGGUCACGUCCAUGCGUACCAGCGGCGGCCGGACCAAACGCAUCAGGCUGCUGCGGCGAGAGAUCAACAAUCUGAAACAGAAGGUGAACCAGCAGCAGCAAAACGCUCAGUCCAUGAAUGGAAAUGACAAGGAGGGUGAAGGAAAGGAAGAAGAAGAAGAAGAGGAAGAUGAGGAGGAGGACAAAGAAAAGAAAAAGGAGAAGACUAGUGUGGAUAAUGGACCUUUAACAACAGUGUCCACAGAUGACUCUCCACCUGUGCUAGAGCUCACCUGCCCUGUAUCAUCGCCACUGCCAGGAGAUGCUCCUCUGGAGCCCCCAGUCCUGGGUAUUGUAACUGGAGGCCGAAGGUCCCCUGGACGGUCUUACAAGCGCCAGAGAUCUUCCCGCAGUGGAAGCAAAAGCCAAGGUGAAGAUGAGGCUGAAGUCGGAGAAACGCCAUCUUUACAGCCGGAGGCAGUUCACGAGGUCACUCCGCUGGGCACACCCCCAACUUUGCCUUUGGUUGGAGUUGGUCGUCGCACGUCUGUUUUGUUUAAGAAAGCUAAAAAUGGGGCACGGAUGACAAAAAACAAGUCCUCCCCACAGCAAAAUGGGAAAACUCCUGAGGGUAAAUCCAAUGGGGUGGACAGCGCCCCCGCCAGCCCAAAAUCACCGAGUGCGAACAACAUCACCACCCUACCUCCAACUCCAAACGCCUCUCCUGCGCCUCCUUCUCCUUCUUCACACCACCUGAGGUCCAGAGGCCAGAGCUCAGAGGGGGAAGCAGACAAACUUCCUCCACCAUCCAGCGAGGAAGGCCUGACGAAUGGAAAGCACACCUCUACAGACCACGAUGAUGAUAACCCAAACCUAAGUGUCUCCCCUCCCAAACGGAGUCGGGGUAAACCUGCUUUGGCUAAAGUUCCUAGCAGUGAGAAUGGAGACAUCUCUGGGUCCGGAAAGUCUACACUUCUGUCUUUAGAUAGUGAGACCGAGCUUUCACCACUGGAUCUAGUUUGGGCCAAAUGCAGAGGAUAUCCAUCAUACCCAGCAAUGAUUGUUGACCCAGACAUGCCCCAGGAAGGGCUUCUCCACAAUGGCAUCCCCAUUCCUGUGCCUCCUGUGGAGGUGCUCAAACUAGGCGAAUGGAGACGACUGGAGGAAGGCGAAAAGCUUUUCUUGGUUCUCUUCUUUGAUGCCAAAAGAACUUGGCAAUGGCUCCCUCGCAACAAACUACUGCCGAUGGGAAUGGAUGACACUGUAGACAAACUGCGCUUGAUGGAAGGAAAGAAACCCAGCGUUCGCAAGUCUGUACACACUGCUUAUGACCGGGCUAUGGUACAUUUAAACCACGUGAGAGGAAACGUUAACUUCACUCCCUCCACUUUUAUAUAAAUUUUAUUCAAAGAUUUUAUCAUCUUAAACAAGCUGCUUGAUUAUGUGUGUAGAAGCUUCUUCAAUGCUCUUUAAAAAGACAGUGGGACAGUAAAACAAAGGAGAUUUCCAACUGUAAAUGGUUUUUGAAAGGUUCUUGCGUAAAACCUGUUGCUCUGAUUUUUAAAAUUGUGGGGGAAAAAAAGUGUUGGAAGGCUUUUUCGUAGAUUACUUUGUUCUUUUAUCCGUGUCAUUUUUUUAAAAAAAGGUUUUACACAACCACUGUUGCUGUGUUCUUAUAAAGUUUUUAUUUUAGGCCAAAGUGAAUCAAGACUCUAGUGAGAAAGUGUAAUUAUUUAAUCGUCAAAGGGAUUGUCUCGAUUCAAAACAUAUUUAGAUUGUAUUUACCAUUGAUAUGUCAAUGUGUAUAAUGAAGAAUGAAAGUCUCACUUAAUAUUCACGUCAUAUCUGGACUCUGAAAGUGAGGUGUGGUUUUUGUCACAUAAUGUCCUUAUAAUACUAACAAUACUACUCUCUCUAGCUCUGCAAGUAGUAAAUAAACUGUAAUUUUUUAUUUUUUUUAACAAAUUAAUGCACUAAACCUUUCUUUCAUAUCUUCCAUUUAUUUAGCUGUUAUAAAAAUUUCUUCAAUUGACAUCAAAUUUAAAACUCAACACUUCAAUGUGAUGAAAACUGCUUCUGUGUUUGACUCCAAGAGUAUAUUUUGGGUGUGUUAUUUAUUUAGCACAUUUAUUCUAUCUACUGAGCAACUGAUUUGCUCCGCACACGCAAGAUAAGUGUGAAAGAACAAUUUGCAAUGGUAAAUUGUGUUCAAACAGCUGCUGGUGCAGACAUUCUUGAACUUUCCAGUCCCGCUAUGACGUGUUGUUGGUGAGACUUUAGAGGUGUUUACUUAUUUUUCCAUAUUGUGAAACUGUAUUAUGAAUGUUGGAGUACCCGGUGCAGCUACCAGGUCAGUAGGAUGUGAAGCCACUAUGGAGGUGAUUCUCAUGGAAAAAGUCUACUGCGAUCACUCACUGAAGAACUUGCAUUUGUUUUCAAAUCUGGCUGAGAAGACUUGAAAAGCACAAACGGUCUGUUGAAAAAAGAAAAAAGAAACACAAAGUUGUAGGACUGGUGACUUCUGGAGCCAUAUGUGUGGCAAAAACCCUUGUGUGUGCGUGUGUGUGUGUGUGUGUGUGUGUACAGCUUAUACAUACAUGUAUACAACCUCAGUGUAGUAAAAGUGCAUGUGUAUAGUUUUGUAAAUAUGUAAAUGUAUGUUUAUAUCGGCUUACAUGAAGUAAUUUAAGGAAUGCAAAAAUCAAGUUUAGAAUUUAAUUUAUAAUUUGUGGCAGUCGAGAGUGUUAUUUAAAAAGUAAAAUAUUGAAAAGAUUUAUGUAUGAUGCUAAGUAGCUCUUUGUAAUAGUGAUGGUAUUCACCAACAUGUCGGAACAUGCUCUCUAGAAGUGAGGCGGCACAAGAACCUUAACUCUGUAGGCAGCAGUGGCCUACAAGGUUUUUUUUUGUUGUUGUUUUUUCUUGGUGGCACAGGAGAUUUUUGAUCUUGCCAUUUAAAUUGUACUGCAAGAUCUACAAUCUGCCUGAGACAAUAUUUUCUCACACAGGAAUAAAUGCUGUUUGAAACAA
Messenger RNA from Amphiprion ocellaris (clown anemonefish), 5625 nucleotides. RefSeq names its product bromodomain and PHD finger containing, 3a (gene brpf3a). The transcript has 13 exons. Gene Ontology annotation, cellular component: MOZ/MORF histone acetyltransferase complex. NCBI's taxonomy places the organism in Eukaryota, Metazoa, Chordata, Actinopteri, Pomacentridae. Bases 301 to 3996 code for a protein of 1231 amino acids. Gene Ontology annotation, biological process: regulation of transcription by RNA polymerase II. Gene Ontology annotation, molecular function: protein binding. The record is from RefSeq and is a predicted model, not a curated record.